AUGUCCCUCACUAACCUAGACACAACCAACCCAGCCACACCACCCACCGACCCCAACACCACAACUCUAACCCUACCCACCGACCACAUCGACGACCUCCCGACCAUCCCCUACACCCCACCCACAAUCUACACCCGCCCCCUAGCCAUCCUAGGCGCCGGCAACCUGGGCCGCCGCAUCGCUUGCAUCUUCUCCGCAGCGGGCCACACCGUCCACCUCCACGACCCAAGUCAAGGAGCCCUGCACUCCGCCCAACGUUACAUAACCGAGAACCUCCCACACUAUACGACCUUUCCCUUGAUCUCUCGCCCAGCAGGCCAAAUCCACCCCUUCUCCUCACCCGACAUAACCCCCGCAGUCAGCGACGCGUGGCUCGUUAUCGAAUGCGUACCGGAACACCUUCCCCUGAAAAUUGAUAUAAUGGGCGAGUUGGACGCCAAAACACCGCGCGACUGCAUUUUGGUCUCGAACUCAUCGGCGUUUCGGACGAGUUUCAUGGUGGAGAAGGUGUGUUGGGAGAGACGGAAGUUGAUGUGUAAUAUGUGUUUUGGGGCGUCGCCGUGGAUCCGGGCUGUCGAGUUGGGCGUGAAUGAGGGGGUUACGGAGGGGGAGGUGGUUAGGGUGUUGACGUGGGUGUUGGAUGAUUGUGGGAUGAUGCCGGUGCAGACUAGUAGGGUUGGGAGAGAUGGGGAGGGGGGGUUGGUGCGGAGUCAAUGUUUGAAUACUGUCAAUUGA
This is a messenger RNA of Aspergillus eucalypticola CBS 122712, 735 nucleotides long. Its product is annotated as NAD(P)-binding protein. NCBI's taxonomy places the organism in Eukaryota, Fungi, Ascomycota, Eurotiomycetes, Eurotiales, Aspergillaceae. Gene Ontology annotation, biological process: fatty acid metabolic process. The coding region runs from base 1 to 735 and encodes 244 amino acids. The transcript has a single exon. The record is from RefSeq and is a predicted model, not a curated record. Gene Ontology annotation, molecular function: NAD+ binding.